Molecule: messenger RNA, 2346 nt
Organism: Plasmodium gallinaceum
Lineage: Eukaryota; Apicomplexa; Aconoidasida; Haemosporida; Plasmodiidae
Product: conserved Plasmodium protein, unknown function
Exons: 6
Coding region: 1-2346 (781 amino acids)
Cellular component (GO): AP-5 adaptor complex
Source: RefSeq, a predicted model, not a curated record
AUGAAUAUGCAAGGGAAGUUAUCACAAAUAAAAAAGUUACUAGAAUUGCAAACUUUUCAAAAUAAUGAAACAAGAGAAAAUCUAAUAAAAUUAUUAAGGGAAUUAUAUUUAAUUUACAUGUUUUAUGAGACUGAUAACAUAAACAAAAUUCUUAAAUAUAGAAGAGAACAUAAAUCUAUUUUACGUUUAUUGCUUGUUCAUGUAGAUAGUGAAAAUCAUAUUAACAAUGGAGAAAAAAUUUUAAUGAUUAAUUUAUUAAAAAUAAUGGAAAAAAAAGUAGAUAAACUUUUUUCAUAUUAUCCAAAUAUAUGGAAAGGAUACAAUUCUUCUUUUUUUUUUUAUAUCUCUAUGCAAUAUGAUGACAAAAAUUUAAUUAAUACUUUUUUUUCUAUUUUAACAAAUUCUAAAAAUUCAUAUAAGAAUAUAUAUAUUUCCAUGUUAUUAUUUAAGUCUAAUGAUUUUCUAACUAAAAUAAAAACAUUAAAAUUUAUUUUUCAAAAGUAUAUUUUAAGUAAUGGAAAUAAUGAAAAUAACGUUCAUGAAGGAGAGGAUAUUUUUAAUGAAAAAACGAUUUUUACUAAUUUUCUAACAGAACAAAAUGAUUCUAAAAAAAUUACAGAACAAAUAAUGAGUUGUUUUUUCUUUUCUAUAAUAUCUGACUUAAUUAAAAAUGAUUAUAUCACUUUACUAAACGAAACUAAAAAAGAAAAUGAUGAAAUUAUUUUGAAAUGUAUAAAUGAAAAAGUGGGUACUGUGGAAGAAAAAUCUAAAAAUAAUUAUAUAAAAAGGUUAAUUUAUUAUUCUGUUAAAAAAAAUAUAUUUUAUAGUUAUUUUAAUCUAAAUGAAAAUAGUAAUAUAUUGAAUGAAAGUACAAAUGAAAAUGAAACAAACAUAGACAAAAGUUUUUGGGAAGAGGAAAAUAGGAAAUUAAGUAUCAUUAAAAAAGAAAAUUUAUAUUAUGAUAUAGAAAAGGAUAAAAUUCUUUGUAAUAAAAUAAAAAGUCAUUAUAAUGAGAACUUUUUGAAUGGAAUUUUUUUUUAUAUAAGAAAUUUGAUAAAAAAUUAUGAAAAUUUUUGUUCAUCAAAGAAUAACUUGAAUAAGAUAGAAAAGAAUUAUGUUUCAUGCUGUUUAAUCCAGUGUGUAUCUAUUUUAUUUAAUAUAUGUUGCCUUAAUAACAAAUUUGUAAAUAACUCUUAUAAUUUGAUAAAAGAUAUGAAAAAAAAAUUAUCAGAUUACAUGAAUUGUUCUAUUAUCGUUUCAAUAGCUGAAUUUAUUUUGUUUUUUUCUUCUGAUGAAGAAUUUGUUAGAGUAUCUAACUAUUUGUUUUCGUUUUUUUCAAAAGAAUAUAAAAAUUAUUUAGCAGCUAUUACCUUUUUUGAUUUUAUAAUAAAAAACGCAAACAUACUUAAUGAAAGAAAAUUUUUUUUUCAGAAAUAUUAUGUUAUAAUAUUAGAAACUUAUUUUUAUCAUUAUAGAAUUUUGAAAAAUGAUUUAAUUUAUAUUUUGCCAUAUCUAAUUUAUGAUAAUAAUUAUAGGGAUUUUUUAUGUUUCCUUUUAGACGCACCUCUCUUGAUUAAUAACGAAAACAUUGCAAAAGUAAGGGACGUUAACACAUAUAAUAAGGGAAAAGAUAAAGAUUUUCAAACUGCAAAAAAUUAUAAAACAACCCAUAAUGAAGAUGGCUUAAUUUCUUUGAAUUACAAUAAUGAUCAUCAUCAAAUUAUUAAACACACAAAAAAUAAAAGGAGAGCAAUAGAUGUAAAGGAGAAUAUGCAUAAGUAUUUUAAAAUUUAUUUUGAAACGAUUUUUUUAAGAAAUAAUGAAGUAUGGAUAUUGGAAAUAACUAAAAUUUUAUUACAUAAAUUAAGUGAUAUAGAAGUACUUGAAAUGAUAAAUAAGGAAAGUUUAAAAGAAAUAUUUAGAAAUAUAAAUAACAUAAUUAAUAACAAUUCAAGAAUAUUAUUGAUUUUUAAAAAUGAAUUUAUAAAUUUGUUAAAAAAAAAUUCAGAUAAUUAUUUUUUAAUAAAGAGAAAAAUAUUAGAUAUAAUUGGACAUAAUAUAGAACAUAUGAACAUUACUUACGAUAAAAUUGAAGAUUAUUAUAUAACUUUAAAUUCUUUUUUUUCAAAUAAUAAUUUUAAAGAAUUAAAAUAUUGGAUAUCUUUAAUUCAUGCUUUCACUAAUAUUGCACUAUAUUGUCAUGAUUUAGCUAAUAAUAUUUUAAAUACAUAUAAAAAUUUUAUUUCUCAAAAUAACGUUACAUUAAUACUAAAAUAUAUAGUUAUGGAAAAUAUAAAUAUUAUAGAAAAUAAAUCGUAUGCUAAGAAUAUAAAUUUUACAAAAUAA